AUGUUUAACACGGCUCAGAUUAUUCCACAGAGUCUGAGAUCAGUAUACACGGCUCAGAUUAUUCCACAGAAUCUGACAUUAGUAAACACGGCUCAGAAUAUUCCACAGAAUCUCACAUUAGUAAACACGUCUCAGAAUAUUCCACAGAAUCUGACAUUAGUAAACACGGCUCAGAUUAUUCCACAGAAUCUGACUAUUAGUAGACACGGCUCAGAAUAUUCCACAGAAUCUGACAUUGGUAAACACGGCUCAGAUUAUUCCACAGAAUCUGACUAUUAGUAGACACGGCUCAGAUUAUUACAUGGAAUCUGACUAUUAGUAAACACGGCUCAGAUUAUUCCACAGAAUCUGACUAUUAGUAAACACGGCUCAGAAUAUUCCACAGAGUCUGACAUUAGUAAACACGGCUCAGAUUAUUCCACAGAGUCUGACAUUAGUAAACACGGGUCAGAAUAUUCCACAGAAUCUGACAUUAGUAAACACGGCUCAGAUUAUUACACAGAAUCUGACAUUAUUCAACACGGCUCAGAUUAUUCCACAGAAUCUGACAUUAGUAAACACGGCUCAGAUUAUUACACAGAAUCUGACAUUAGUAAACACGGCUCAGAUUAUUACACAGAAUCUGACAUUAGUGUACAUGGCUCAGAUUAUUACACAGAAUCUGACAUUAUUAAACACGACUCAGAUUAUUCCACAGAAUCUGACAGUGUACACGGCUCAGAUUAUUACAUGGAAUCUGACUAUUAG
Pelobates cultripes (western spadefoot toad) is the source of this 747-nucleotide messenger RNA. Lineage: Eukaryota; Metazoa; Chordata; Amphibia; Anura; Pelobatidae. The record is from the annotation of a GenBank genome assembly.